Molecule: messenger RNA, 1620 nt
Organism: Saimiri boliviensis boliviensis (Bolivian squirrel monkey)
Lineage: Eukaryota; Metazoa; Chordata; Mammalia; Primates; Cebidae
Gene: MTRF1
Product: mitochondrial translation release factor 1
Biological process (GO): mitochondrial translational termination
Cellular component (GO): mitochondrion
Molecular function (GO): translation release factor activity
Source: RefSeq, a predicted model, not a curated record
AGCAUGUGUUAACCCGGAAGAAGUGAACCAGGAAGUGAACCUGCUCUCGGCUUUGGCGGGCUGAAAUGUGGUGGGUCUCGGAAGACUCCGGCCUCAGUAAAGAAAGCUAACUUCCAUUCUUCUUUUUCUUAGAUGCUGAGAUGAAUCGACACCUGUGUGUUUGGCUUUUUAGACAUCCAUCUCUUAAUGGUUACCUCCAAUGUCACAUCCAGCUCCAUUCUCAUCAAUUUGGACAGAUACAUCUUGAUACAAGGAGGCAGGUUUUUAGACAAAACGGGAAUUGCAUUCAUCAUCAUCUGCUAAGUAGGAAUUGGUCCAGGAGAUAUUGUCAUCAAUACACCAAGAUGCUCUGGAAGCAUAAAGCACUACAGAAAUAUAUGGAGCACCUGAACAAGGAGUACCAAACACUUGAGCAAAGUCUGCAGCAUAUCUCUGUGAAUGAAGAGAACCGAAGGUCCUUGAACAGAAGGCGUGCUGAGUUGGCACCUCUUGCAGCCAUUUACCAAGAAAUUCAGGAGGCUAAACAAGCCAUUGAAGAAUUAGAAUCAAUGUGUAAAAGCCUAAAUAGACAAGAUGAAAAGCAGUUACAAGAACUUGCACUGGAAGAAAGGCAAACCAUUGAUCAAAAAAUCAACGUGUUGUACAGUGAGCUUUUCCAGAGCCUUGUGCCAAAGGAGAAAUAUGACAAAAAUGAUGUAAUUUUAGAGGUGACAUCUGGAAGAACUACUGGAGGUGACAUCUGCCAACAAUUUACCCGCGAAAUAUUUGACAUGUACCAGAAUUAUUCGUGCUAUAAACACUGGCAAUUUGAACUUCUGAAUUAUACACCAGCAGAUUAUGGUGGACUACAUCAUGCAGCUGCCCGAAUUUCUGGUGACAGCGUCUAUAAGCAUUUGAAGUAUGAGGGUGGGAUUCACCGAGUUCAGCGCAUCCCUGAAGUGGGCCUGUCCUCAAGGAUGCAGCGUAUUCACACAGGAACGAUGUCGGUUAUUAUCCUUCCUCAACCAGAUGAGGUAGAUGUGAAAUUGGACCCCAAGGAUUUGCGAAUAGAUACAUUUCGAGCCAGAGGAGCAGGAGGGCAGCAUGUUAAUACAACUGAUAGUGCCGUCAGACUUGUCCACAUCCCCACAGGACUAGUAGUAGAAUGCCAACAAGAAAGAUCACAGAUAAGAAAUAAACAAAUAGCUUUGAGUGUGCUGAGAGCUAGACUCUACCAGCAGAUCAUCGAGAAAAACAAGCGUCAGCAACACAGCACUAGAAAACUGCAGGUGGGAACAAGAGCCCAGUCAGAGCGAAUUCGGACAUAUAAUUUCACCCAGGAUAGAGUCACUGACCACAGGAUAGCGUAUGAAGUUCGUGAUAUUAAGGAAUUUGUAUGUGGUGGGAAGGGCCUGGAUCAGCUAAUUCAGAAACUGCUUCAAUCAGCAGAUGAAGAAGCCAUUGUUGAACUUUUGGAUGAAAACCUUAAAUCAGCAAAAUAAAUACUGACUUAUUAUUUAUGAUUAUAUAAAUGAAAUGGACCUAUAUCAAGAGACAGACUGAAGUAUGGAAAUCUAUGAAUAUUUAUAAAUUACAGCUAUAAGAAUACAUUUUGCAUAAAUAUAUAUUUUUUAAUGAAUC